Messenger RNA from Symbiodinium sp. CCMP2592, 2724 nucleotides. Lineage: Eukaryota; Dinophyceae; Suessiales; Symbiodiniaceae. The record is from the annotation of a GenBank genome assembly.
AUGCCGAAGAUGGCGCCGGGGAUGUUCUCUGCGGCUGUGGGGCCCAGAAGCGAGACGUCCUCGCAGACUGGCUCCGAUUCAGAGACAAGCAGCGUAGAGGAGAUGCUGACGGGACAAAGUGUAAAUAGCAUCAUGCGACAGCGCGUCCGUGGUGUGCCUGGAUUCAGCGAUUCGGAUGAUUUUCUGGAGCCGAAGGUGCUCCAUCAUCCGAUCAGGCAGAUCUUCAAGUUGCCUUCACGAGCAGCUCUUUCGAUCCUGAUCGUGCUGGCUGCGCUGCUUUCCUCAGUAUUGACUUUUGUUUAUCCGAUGUUGACCUGGCAGAGUGUGAACAUGGAAACGGUGGUCGACUUCCAAGCCUCGCUCGAUGAGCAAGGAACGGAACUGCACCGGUUGGUCCACGAUGCGAGCGUUGCGAGCUACCGUGAGUUGCUGGUGAACAUCGAGUGGUCUAUCUGGUGGUUCGUGAUUGAGCAGCCAUCGAAGGCAGUGCAGGCACUGUACUCCUCGCUGAAGCUGGAACCAGGCUGGCAACAAGAGACCGGCAAGAUAGCGAAGGCAGAGCAGACCAUCCUCACCACUCAGUACUGGGUCAACAGCCCGGCCUUCAGCAUGGACAAGGUGGUCAGCGGCGUUGGUGUGGGAGCUGCGAAGAACCUUUGCGCUGCCUACUGCGAUGGCUUCAUGGUGUGCGUUCUGCGCGCGGCGACAGGAACGAACGACUUCAGAGUCGUGCAAUCACCGGCUUAUCCCACGCCCGGAAGAGGCACGACCGUGAGCAUCUUCAAAAAAACUGCGACCGGGCCGCCGUCUCUGAAUCAGACGGUUGCCGAGUUUUUCCCGACCAAGACCCGCGAGUACCUGCAGCAGGCCCAUACCCGGGAUCCGGAGAACUCAUCCGCUGACGCCUGGACUGGUAUAUACCCAUUUGCGAUGCAAGAACCGCUGACAGCGUCUGGCGUCAAGGAUGUCGCCAAAUGCGGCUACGGCCGAACUCUGCCUAUCCCGAGGUGCAUCGGCGGCUGUGCUGGAUCUUGUGGGGUUAUUUUCUCACACAUUCCCCUGACACAUGCUUAUUCCGCUUGUCAAGAGAACUGGCACCUUAUCCGGAAUCGCCUGGCGCAUUCCGUUUACGACUACCCUUUGACGCCGGACGAGUCCAGCGUGUUCUUGCUCGUUCAGGAGUCGUCUGCUCGCCCCGAUCAAGUCGGAUACCUGGUAGCUGCCAGCAACAGCGACUAUGCUGCAGGCUGCAAUCUUCAGCCUGCCACGGACUUUGGCAUUCCAGUUGUGAACAAAGCUGCCCGGGCUCUUGCACUGCGCUUUAACGGAGAUUGGAAGGCAAAAGAGCUGAGAGAGAAGCUCUUCCACAUGAACUUCACAACCGAGGGGCUGGAUACCGGUCAGUGGAAGCCGUGCAAGAACAUAACCGACGCCUUCCACUGCUUUGGGCUGGGCACGCGGCGAAUCAAUCUUGACGACGGCCUCGCAUGGUUGGCAGUAGUGGUGCUGCCCUGGGGAGCUUUCACCAAUGGAACUUUGCAGCAACAGCGCCUCAUCGAAGAACGGGUACGACAGCGGAUGGACGCCAUUCAAGCAGCGCGCGCAGACACCUGGAGGAAGGCGGCGCUGUUGGUCUGUGCUGCAGUCUUUUUCGUUCUGUCGGCAGGUUGGAUCAUCAGCACCGUGGCGGUCAGAUCUCUUGACAGGUUGCUGGACUAUCUGCGCAAGCUGGCGGUUUUGGACUUCCAUGGGCUUCCAGGCCUUGACAAGUCCAUCGAGCUCCGGCUCUCUCCGUUGCGGGAGGUCGCUGAGCUCCAGCUUGGGUUCCUCAACCUGGCUCGAAGCGUGGAGUGUUUCGCCCGCUUUGUGCCGGAGACUGUGGUGCGAAGGAUACUCCGUGGGGAUCGCAACUCCACCACCAUCAAUGUCCGCAGGCGUCAGGUGACGAUCAUGUUUUCUGACAUCCGGGGCUUCACAUCCAUAUCAGAGGUGCUGUCGCAAGAGGACUUACUCACCCUGCUGUACCUCUACCUCAGUGAGAUGACGAAGAUCGUUGAACGCAUGGGCGGCGUUGUGAGUGAGAUCUUGGGGGACGGCUUGUUGGUACUCUGGAACACGCCAGACGACCUCCAGGACCAUAAUGUCGCAGCCUGCUCUGCGGCCAUCGCCCAGCAGAAGGCACUCCCGAAGCUGAAUGCCACUUUCGCGGGCCUUGGACUUCCCAGCGUGGCGAUACGCAUUGGCAUUCACACGGGAGAUGUGCUUGCUGGCAACAUAGGCAGCAACAAGAAAAUGAAGUAUGGCUGCAUGGGCGACCCCAUCAAUCUUGCCAGCCGACUUGAAGGCCUCGCCAAGCACUACGGCGUGGGCACACUCUGCUCAGAUGCGACGCGCAUGACUUUGCCGAACACCUUCCUGUGCCGAAAGCUGGACCUAGUCAAGGUGAAGGGCAAGGAGGAGGCUGUCUGGGUAUACGAGUUGAUCGAUGAAGUCACCGGGCCAGCAGAUGGUCAUCCUUCGAGCCGCUUUUUGCAGCUGUACCAUGAUGCGCUGGAGGCAUUUCACCGCCGAGACUUCGUGAAUGCAAUUCGCUUGGCAAAUGCCUACCUGGCGCAGGAGCCACAAGACCUGGCGUCCCAGCGCCUCAUCGAACGUGCGGAGGAUGCCAGCAAGCUACCUCCGACCGCCUCCUGGAGUCCUGUUCUGGAAAUGACGGAGAAGUGA